AUGAAGAGCAAAGAUGCCCAGAUGCUGGAGGCUGAAGAGCCAGGAAUUCUGCCACAGAGAAGCCAGUCCUUUCCUCACGAGCACUGUCGAGUAGUCCUCUACCAAGAAAAGAAAAACCGGAUAUGGGGCUCAGCACUGCCAUUUCCUGGUGGACUUCACACCCAAAAUCCUAACAAGUAUCCUACAGGCCCACCACAUUCCAGUGCAAGUACAAAUUUGGAGUGGGCAUCCAAUGCGGAGAGGCCAAAGCUGUGCCAGGAAUACUAUGUUGGUGGAUUUGCGCUCCUGCCUCUUCUUUAGUUGGUCAACAUUUUCUAGUUCUUCAGAGAGGACUUCCUCACAACAGCCUACACAGAGCAGAGCCAAAGCAAAGGCUAUGCUUGGUGCUCAACUGUGGGCUUCCUCUUUUGGGUGACUGUUAACACUGCCUGGAUGACCAUCUUGCAGAUCUACUGGCCCCUCUGGGGUGCUCUUGGGGACUACCUCUCCUUCACUAUUCCUCUGGGCACUCCCUAA
Molecule: messenger RNA, 516 nt
Organism: Acomys russatus (golden spiny mouse)
Lineage: Eukaryota; Metazoa; Chordata; Mammalia; Rodentia; Muridae
Product: gamma-secretase subunit PEN-2-like
Exons: 3
Biological process (GO): Notch receptor processing
Cellular component (GO): gamma-secretase complex
Source: RefSeq, a predicted model, not a curated record